Molecule: messenger RNA, 1749 nt
Organism: Lonchura striata (white-rumped munia)
Lineage: Eukaryota; Metazoa; Chordata; Aves; Passeriformes; Estrildidae
Source: RefSeq, a predicted model, not a curated record
AUGCAGAGCGGAGCGGGGCACGGCGAUCGCGCUGAUUGGCUGCGGCGCGGCGAAGAUGGGGGCUGACAGCCGUUGGCGCGGCGUUUGAAGAUGGCGACGGCGGCCCGAGGCUCGCUGGGGGCGGCGGACGGCAGCGGUAGCUCCGUGGAUUCGGCCCCGCCGGAGGUGGUGGAGGCCGUGGCCACGGAGUGGAUGCUGGAGUUCGCCUGCUCCUCCCUGUGCCGGCACUUCGCGGAGCAGAGCGGGCCGCAGUUCUGGCGCUGGAGGGACGUUGCGCAGGCUCUUAUUAAUGGUUUCUCCCAAAUACCCCCACAUCAGAAAAAAACAGUAUAUCUCUGCCAGCUUUUGAUAAGAAUUGCACAAGGGAAAAAUCUUGGAUUACAGUUUGAAAAUGAUCCAAGAAUUUCACCUUUGGAAUCUGCUCUGUCUUUCUGGACUUUACUCGAAAGGGAAGAAAUUAAACUGGAAAAAUUUCAUGAAGAAAUUCGUCGCUUGAUUCAAAUUCAGAUUGUAGCAGUCCAUAUGGAAAACAGAUAUUUCAAGGAAGCUGCUGAAGUUCUUGAAAGGUUGUUCACAGACUCUGAAUCAGAUAAGCCUUUAAGGGUGAAGCUGGCAACCAUCAUUAAAACCAAGGAUCCAUAUGUUCCUCUUCUCCAAAGCUUCAGUUACAGUCUUUUGAUACGUAAAAUCAAGUCUUACAUUGAACUUUUCAUGAAAGAAAAUGAAACUAACUUCUUAAGACAGGAAGCCACAAAACAUGUGACAUCUAAAGGGUUGAGAGCAACAUUGCAAAACAGACCUGUGGAAGUCAAUGAAAAUGACAAAAAUGAUUUGGAAACAAAACAAAGAUUGAUGAAAGAGAAACAGUGUAUCACAAGUCAGUCAUCUGUAAGCAUAAAAAAAACCAUAGCAAGUUAAAAAAUGAGACAUUCAGGACGGAAGCCCAAAGAGAGCAGAGCUCUUCGGAGUCUUAACGACUUGCAAAAUGUGGGAAAAAAUGGAGUUUCUUUGGCAUGUAGCCGAAAAAGACAGCUAUGGACUCACAAAGAAGACUUGGAGCUGAAAUCGGGAGUAAGGCAGUUUGGAGUGGGUAACUGGGCUAAAAUUUUAGCCCAUGGUAACUUCAACAACCGAACAAGUGUCAUGUUGAAAGACCGGUGGAGGACACUGAGCAAGAUCAAACAAAGCUGAUUUGGACUGCAGGAACCAACUCUUCUUGACUUUUCCCUAAAUGAGGACCUACUCUAGCUUUUCAGAAUAACAUCUUAUUUUAGUCUCAGAGUGUCCAGCAGUGUUGCUGUCCUAAAACAUGCAACAGAAUAGUAAUAGGUAUAAAACAUUUGUGUAAGCUCACUUGCUCUGGUAAUGGUAACUUAAAUGUAGAGUCUGGCCUUUUUUGCUGUAUGCAGUAACAGAUCACCUAGAUUCUGAAAUGUAAAAGUGUUUGCAGUGAUUUAAGAAAUGUCUAUCAUGUAAAUAGGGGUAUUAGAUCUUUAGUUUGAUGGAGGCUAAUAAAAAGUCAAGUGUUCUGUAUUUUUAAUGGGCUAUAUGUCUUUUUAGAUUGACCUUUUCAUAUUUUUACUUCCUGCUAUAAAGUCCAUUCUAAUUUGUUUUGCUUUACUUUGAAAUUUAGAUCAGACUUGUCAUCUUUGUAAGUUAUACUGAAAACUAUGUAUGUAUUAGUAUUGUUAAUUUUAUGAGAUGAUGGUUUGUUGGGUUUUUUUCUGCAGUUAAAAAGGUGUAAAUUCA